CACUAGCGCACUAAAUAGGGGGACAAAAGUGCUGCACUGCCUUGUAUCGUCCUAUUUGUAGCUACUACAUAGUACGGUAGUAUGUAGUAGGAGAGAUCUUUAGAGAGAGAGAGAGGGGGAGCACUGGUUCUGGCGUUGGAGAAAUAUAUCACAAUGAUGGAGGUCUCCACAAGGAGGAUGCGAAAUCUGGAGCCGGCAAGGCCACUGCGCAGACUAAAUAGUAAUCAAGUGGUCCAGAGAGAAGUAGUGACUGAGCCUGUGGAGAACCCUGGAGAAAGACCAAUAAACACGAUGAAAGUGGAGCAUUUCUGUGAAAUUCUCAAGCUGCAGAGCCAAAGUAAAGCACCUGCAAAACCAGAGAGAAUAUCGUACAGCAGAGACAUCUUGAUCAAGUUGGCAAAUGCACCAAUGGCAAAGAAAAAACCUGACUUUCUGCCAGAUCACCCAAUAGUUUUGGACAAAGGGAGGGAACCGGACACACACGAGUUAUUUGGCAACAGCUGCGCUAAGAGGGAUAUUUAAACGGGAUCCUGGCUGCAAAAGGUCACCUGAAUAAUGAUUCCUGUUGAAGUUUCAACUGAGCCUUCUCAACUGUUCCAUCUUUAUCGAGUAAUAAUGAAAAACUAAGAAGCAAUGAGAACUCCUCCUCUGAAGAAUUUUACAGUACUGUACGUCAUUGCCUUUGUGGAAAUGGUUCAAGUUCAGAGCCUUCAAAACGCUUUUGGAUAAGUUUCCAUUUUGACCUCUGACAUUAUUUGUUUUGGUAUCUAGACCACAUCCUACAGUUUCUAAUUUCAGUGUGUGCUCUUUAAUUCUUACUUACUAACAUUCAGAUGAACUUGUGUGACUUUUUUUUUUUUUUUUGAAGUGGAAUACUAACAGAGUUUUACUAAUAGAGUUGUGCUGCACUUUGUGCCUGAGGAGACUGUAUGCCUGUCCUUCAAUAUGCAAGUUUAAGUUUACAUGAUUCCAUAAUUCCAGAUUAAACUAAACUUCCUGCACAUAUUUAUUUGCCAAAAUGGAUGCUGCUGCUUGUAUGGCAAUGUGCCUAACUGUAAAUAAGGGGUUAUAAGGGGAAUAAAGGGGUUGGAGUUCUGUGCAAGCAUUUUGGGCUGUUGAUUUGAACAUGGUACUUUUCAGUUACCGAAGUCAAUGCAUGCACUCAUUUUACUUUUUGUUUGAAAUGUAUCUAAAAGGAAUAUUUGUAUAUAUUGUAUUUUGUAACUGUUUGUGUGUUUUGGUGAAGUUCAUAACUGUACUGUAGUCCUGACAAAUACAAAUCUUAUGCAAGACA
This is a messenger RNA of Hemibagrus wyckioides, 1294 nucleotides long. It is a transcript of the gene gra, whose product is annotated as granulito. NCBI's taxonomy places the organism in Eukaryota, Metazoa, Chordata, Actinopteri, Siluriformes, Bagridae. Gene Ontology annotation, biological process: negative regulation of translational initiation. The transcript is spliced from 8 exons. Gene Ontology annotation, molecular function: eukaryotic initiation factor 4E binding. The coding region runs from base 154 to 522 and encodes 122 amino acids. Gene Ontology annotation, cellular component: cytoplasm. The record is from RefSeq and is a predicted model, not a curated record.